AUGAAUAAAUAUUACAGAAACUUUAUUCUGUGUGGUAAUGUAGACCACUACUGCCUUCUUUGUGAUGAAACAUAUACUAGAGUGGAAGACGUUGAUAAACACAUCCGAUGGGAGAACCACCGGAAAAUAUUGAAGGCACAAACCUACUUUCCUAAGUUCCGAAAAAAUGGUAUUUUUAAGCUUGGACCUAAGUUCUACUGCGAAUUUUGCAACAUUCUUAUACCAGGCUUAGAAGAUGCCAAUACUCAUAUUAAAACUGGAUUACAUAUCACCAAUAAGAUGGAUCCAUUUGCAGUUAAAGAAAAAGUUCCUUGCAAAAAGGAAUCAGGAUAUGUCAUCGUAUCUGAUAUAAUAGUUACCAUGGAAGAAUGGAACUCUGUGAUAGAUAACCAUUGCAUGAUUUGUGAUGAACCUGUAGCAGUGUUAAGUAUGCACGCGAAGUCAAAAGAUCAUCUUGUUAAGCUGAUUCAAUCAAACGUUGUAAUGGAAAAUGAAGACCGUUGUUAUAGAGAGAUUAAUCCUCAGUUGGUUUAUUGCUUUAUGUGCAAGAAGACCGUACCUACUGAAACUCUUAGCGGGCACUGGGAGAGUAAAGAACACAAUGAGAAAAAGAAUAUAAGUAUAAAUAGAACUUCUAAGAGUUCUAAAGAUCCUAAACGCCGACAAAAGGAGGCUAAGAAGAGGCUCAUUGAAAUACAAAAGAUUUUAUACAAUAUUAAUCUCAAACAUGGCACAGCAACAUGUAAACAAUGCGAGAAAGUGAUAAAAUUUCAUUUUAAUGAAAUGAAAGAACACCAAGAUGCACAUAAAACUGAAAAAAGUGAAGAUAGUUCUGAUGAUGAAGCAGUUGAGUCCUAUAAACCUAAAACUGCGGUGAUAGACCACGGUAAAAAGAGAGCAGAAGUGGCUAAAUACGGAAGAAAACACAACAUUAAACUUAAUGCCGGAGGAAGUAAAGGUUAUUGUUUCAUUUGCCACAUUCAUAUUUCUGCGCAUGUGAAAGUAGUCAAGGAACAUAUUAAAGGGUGCCAACAUAUAGCACUUUUGGAAUACAAGGGUGUAAGGAAAGAGACUGACAAAAAGGCACCAGUUUAUACGACAGAGCCCUUGGCUCAGUAUUUAAAAAGCGUAUUCCACUCAAUUUCGUUUAGAGUAUUAUGGGUGAAUUCGCUUUUCUGUAUAGAUCUGAAUAGCUUUCUUUUGGUUGCUCCUGUGCAAGAUUUAGAACCACCCAGAAAAAUGAUGUGUCUGGUUUGCAACGUAGAAUAUAAAAUUGAAGAUAAUUAUAAGCAUCUCAGAACUGGCGAACAUAAGACACACUUUAUGGAAGCUGAUGUAGUUAUAAUGCCUAGAGAAUUUAUAAGAGAGGUCGCUGAGAAUCUCUUCCAUUGCGGAUUUUGCAACCGCUUGAUUGCAUAUUUUGAAAAUGUUUCAAAACAUAUCCGGAGCUCGGUUCACCGGUUUAACAUGGUCAAGAGGGAAACAUCAUCAUCUUUUUGUCAGAAGUGGUUGAAUGAAAGUGUCAUAGCCAUACUGGGACCCAAUCCUGAUAUAAUGUACUUGCAGUUGCUGAGGGAGGGCGUUGCGUCAAAAUUGCCCGCUCACAGUAGGGUAAUCUGAGUCUAUCAUCCCGGCCAUAUGAAGUCCACUCAUAUAGGCGUCCUCCAAAACUCUUUCACGAUGUCCGGUUGGAAGUGGCGUACAUUAUAUCUGUCUCGACAAAAAUGUAUCUUUAUAUAGCUUACUUAACGAUUUUAAACUUAAUCACAUAGACAUUAUAGAUCAACCAAUUUGGAAUCACCUUACCAUUUUCACUAUAGGACAUAUUUUAUUGUGCUUCAUAAUAAUUGGCACUAAGACUGUUUAAAUUAAAAUAGUUCCUACCUACCAUGGGGAAAGAUUUUCAUUAUUAUUUUUUUUACCUAUGUUAGUUUGUUAGACACUAAUUAUGUUACAUUAGUUAAUAUUUUUACCAUAAACUUUUUUAGGC
Molecule: messenger RNA, 1990 nt
Organism: Amyelois transitella
Lineage: Eukaryota; Metazoa; Arthropoda; Insecta; Lepidoptera; Pyralidae
Exons: 4
Coding region: 1-1620 (539 amino acids)
Source: RefSeq, a predicted model, not a curated record